GGACAGUUUGAGGAGCUCCAACGUGCGCCCCGGGUGCUCGAAGGGCUGCUCGCAUCGCAUCCCGUUGGUUGCUGUUGUUGUGGCUCUUCGUUUGUUUUGCUCCGGACGCACCCACGCGCACGCGAACACAAACACAUACACAGGCGGGUGCGUUAAACGCAGUCAAGCGACGCCCGUACGGUCGUGGUGCGCGUGCCUGGUAUGAGGUGUCGUGCUGGUGACACUGCUGGUGCCACCGCCACAAUAAGCGACCAGCGGAACAGAUGAGGGGAAGGGAUACGGCCAACAGGAGAAGAGUAGGAACUGGUGCGCGUGGCCGACGACAAAAGAUGUUCAACCAGCAGCCUCCACCGUAGCGUGCGCGGAUCAAUAUCGUCUUCCGCGGUCCCGCAAGAGUGGUCGCAGAGAAGCAAAGGGAGCUAAAGAAAGAGAAAAAGAUAGGGAAAGAGAAAGAGCGAACGAGCGAGUGCGUUUGAUAGUGGCGAGAAGUGCAUUGCUGUUUUGAUGUGCACGGGGACCACCAUCACCAGCAUCCGCGAGUCUACAGCAACCUCUACGUGGUAGUUGUGCACGUGUAUUUGUUGGCUGUGUAUCGCGGGCGGUGUUUUUUGGUGCGUGCAGCAGAUUAUAGACCGCUGACAGCUAGCUCUAUGAAGGCACCCAUUGUCGCAGGGCUGAAGCAGAAACAGCAACCACCGCCCAUGUCCCCGAUGUCACCAACGUCAUCGAUGCUGCUCAUGUUGCUGCUCAUGUUGCUGUCGUUGCUGGCUCAGCCCAUCAGGGCACUGAGCACAACGACAGGUUCACGGCGCGAGGCGACACAGCGACCGGUGAGUGUCAUCGUCUUCGACAACAACAACCUCCCGGACGUCUCGUCACAUUCGCUGCCGACCAGACUGGCAGCGGCAAACUCAUCCUCCACAGCCACCACAACAACCGGAACAACCAUCACUCCCUCCGGUGCCAGGACCGCCAUCAACCACUGCCGCGAAGCCUGCCUCGCCCAGCACGCCAUCACGGUGAAAGUAUGCAGCCAAACGUGGACCUGCCGGAUGUGUUGGAGUCGCUGUCUAGACACACUGGUAGAGGAGGAGGAGGAGGAGCAGGAGGACGAGAAGCAGGCAGUUCGUUUCGCGCCAUACUGCCAGCUACAGCUCACCAUCCAGCGCCUGGUACGCAACGAGUCGCUCGUCCUGGCCGAGAUUAGCUGGCACCGGUCGGUGGCGGGGGCGGGGGCGGCGGCGGCGGGAACGUGUGGUGCCCCGCUCGGCGACCAGUGUCUGGUGACGUGGGAGGUGUCGGGGGGUGGCCUGAUGGGCAAUCUGUUGACCGAGGCCACCAGCAACGCGCAGCUAUCCCUCUGGACCGACACUAACUAUCUCGUGCAGGUCACCUGCCGCGACAAGCACACUAGUUCCUUGGUGCGAUCGGCAUCGCUCCAACUCAACACGUCGGUCGUGAUGGCGGCGACUCGCGGACCGUUCGCCGAACACGCCAACAAUCAUCCCUGGCUCACCGAGGGAGACGACGAUGAGUCGAUGGGGUCCGAUGGGGACGGCCAUCCCACGGUACCAUCGCCAACGCCGCCAUCGUUGUUCAUUUCCCCCGCGUCCUCGAGCGACUCCCGGGAGUUGAUCCUGUUGGCCGUCUUCGUCGCGUUGCUGCUCUUCCUGCUCAUCCUGCUCGCGUCGGUGCUGGUCGUGCGUUGGCGACCCGGACACGGACUCGGACCAGGGUAUACCGGUGACCGGGACCAAACCACCGACCGGCACGUCCUUCUCGAGAAUGAGCUGCUGGUGGACAUCCUGCACGUUUAGGCGGGAGUACGUGAGUCGCUCCCGGGUACGUGGUUUCCUGCAUGGUCCUGCAACCCAUCAGCAUCUAUUCUUCCUAACCUCGCAACGCCUCCCUCAUU
This is a messenger RNA of Anopheles aquasalis, 1915 nucleotides long. Its product is annotated as transmembrane protein fend-like. The record is from RefSeq and is a predicted model, not a curated record. NCBI's taxonomy places the organism in Eukaryota, Metazoa, Arthropoda, Insecta, Diptera, Culicidae.